Toxotes jaculatrix (banded archerfish) is the source of this 2179-nucleotide messenger RNA. RefSeq lists its product as uncharacterized. NCBI's taxonomy places the organism in Eukaryota, Metazoa, Chordata, Actinopteri, Toxotidae. The record is from RefSeq and is a predicted model, not a curated record. The transcript is spliced from 11 exons. Bases 145 to 1080 code for a protein of 311 amino acids.
AAAUCCAAGUGUCAGUGAGCAGCAUGAGAGGUUUCCCUCAUACAGGCUCCACCCCUUGGUUUGUUGAGUUCCACAUUAGUUCUGAAGACAGACUGACUGAACACACACUCCCUGGACAAGACAAGUGAGAAGAGAAACAGCAAAAUGAGUGAAGAUUGGGAGAGAGAUCAUGGUCAUGUACAAUAUGUAGAAGAGCAGAGCAAAUGCUCUAAGAGAGAGAUAGAUGCUAGAACCAUGUGUCUUCAGUGUGAACAAACUAAAUACUACUACAAGGAAAGGACUGCUUACAUGAAAGCAGAGUACGAAGAGAAACUUGAGGAGGCAAAAAGCUUGAAGGAAGACAGAGGAGUAAACUUCUCACACUUCCAGUGCUGUGAAAAAAAUGAACUUCAACACAAACAAAGCAUGGCUGAGAUGGAGGGUCACUACAAAAAUGCACUUGCUGAUGCAAGAAGUAAACUGAAACGAAAAGAGGAGGAAUUUCAAUCAUUCAAAGACAGGGUUGCAAGAGACCUCUCUCUUUCAAUAAAGACAGGAGACACUGAGAGCAUGAACAACCCAGUCAGUAAAAUAAAGCUUAAAGAGAUGUAUACCAACCUGAGACUUCUCCAGUGGCCUAAAAUGACAGAUAACCUGAGAUCAAACGAGGAGAACAUAGAGUUUGCCAAAAACUUAAUUCAGAAAAUGUUUGAAGACUCAAGAAAACAAAUGGAAAAAAACAAGAAGUUGAUGGAGGAAAUGUGCAGGCUGAACGAGAACAGUAAAAAACCAGCACCUCAGAAGGUCACAGAAUACACACAACUAACAAUUCAAAAUCUUCAGCUGGCUCUGUUCUAUGGUGGAAAGGAAGAUGUCAAGACGACUUUUCCUGAAUAUAAAGAUGAAAACCCCCAGAGCGUGAUCGUGACUUUCAGACAUCUGGCUGUUGAAUGCUACUGGUUGGGCUGCUUGAUGGCUUUAAGCAAUCCUCCUCUUGAACCUGACUGGGAGAAGUGUGAUGCCGGACCAGACCCUUGGGACAUUUUCCCACAGGACAUCAAAUGUGGUUCUGAAAUGGAGAGUGUGCCGAUGGAGCAAUGAAGCAGAGCCUGAUUUCAGAAGCUCAGCACUUUUGCUAUUGAUUUCAAAUAACGCUAACAAAGCAAAAAUGCUUAUUUGCUUUCUUGCUGAACAUUAAAUGAGAAGACAGACACCACUCUCUUGUCUGUAAAUAUUAGGUUUCAGCCAGGAGACUCUUCAGCCGUUUUAAAGACUCAAAAUGGGAAAAUAGCGUGUGUGGUCAAAGGGAACAACAUCUAGGUUGUUACCUAGGUACCUAUAACUUUUUCUGAGUGUAAUUAGUGAAAAUAUAUAAAUGUAUAAGAAGAGAAGCUGUGGUUUUAUUCACGACCUGAGUUCAUAUCAGAUAUUGUGUGUUGAACAGUGAGUUGUAAAGGUGCUGGUAGGUGCAUUUUGCCACAUUGACACAGAACCAGGUUGGCUUUUCAUCUCUAUUCCCAGUUUUUUUGUGUGUUAAGAUAAUUUGUCUUCUAACUGCAGCUUCACUUGGCUUGCUUUAGUUAAAGCAAUGGUUGCUUUAACUAAAGCCUGAACUGUAUUUUAAUAGCUGUGACACUUUAAUUUGUGUCUAGAGCAAAUACAGUUAAUGUUUCUGUUGUAUAAUACUAAAAUAAUGCAGACUCAUGGCAAAGUGGGUAGGUAGAUGCUAGAUGGUGUUCUGUCUUUUCUGAUUUAUGUCAUAUCUAACACAAAUAUCCAUCUGUAUCAGAACUUUAAUCACAACUAAGUCAAACACAAUCACAGAGGUGUAAUGUGCAGGGCCAGGUACUGUACAGGAACUCACUAUCAUGUGUUAUCGCAGUGUAUGCUUUGCUUUGUGCUUUCUCUGUGUACCACUAAUGUAAAUCACUGAAAAAAAUGAAAUGAUGUUCUUGUGAAUCUGAAUUAAUCUUGCACAGCAGCCUUUAGAGACACACAAAGUGCCAGGCCAUGUUAGAAACCUCUAAUGUAUCUACAAAGCCUUCAUCAACUUAUAAUACUAAAAUAAUGAUUCCCAUUCCCUUUUUAAAUCAAACUUCCCCCCUGUAUGAGAAUUUCAGAGUUCUGCUUGAGUAAAAGCAGUGCUGUUAUUUUGAGAGUCUAAUUCAAAUUUUAUAAAAGUCUUCAGAAAGGUUAAAAA